UUGUAUACCGGUUAUGUGCUGGACUUGGGUGGAAGCAUUUAGUUAGAGUUACUGCUCCCAGAAAUAGUCUGGCACUGAACUCCCCGUAAAAUGGCAAAUUGUUGUCUUUACACUUUAGAUUUUGUAGGGAUUAAACAAAUAAAAAAUAUGUGUUAAUUAAGCUAUUAUUGAGCUUUAGAGCUGCUGGUAGUCAGAUUAUGUUACUUUUUACAGAGCCAAGCUAGCUGUUUCCCUCUGUUUCCAGUCUUUGUGCUAAGCUAAGCUAACCGGCUGCUGCUGUAGCUUCACAGACAUAUCUGUCCAGGAAUUUUCAGGCAGGCGAGCAGCCAUGGUGAAGCUGGGCAGCAAUCUCUCUGAUAAGCAGGAGAAACAGCCGUCUGCGGACGACGGCUUUGAUAACAUCCCCCUAAUCACACCCCUGGAGGUCAAUCAGCUCCAGCAGCCAUUCGCAGAAAAGGUCAUUGUGAAGACGUCGACACAGUACCAGCUGCAGCAGAAGAAGAACAAGUUGUAUGUGCCCAACAUCAAGAAGCUGAAUAUCAACUUCUACAGUGAUGUUUCAGAGAAAGUGAAGAUCACAGGUCUGAUCCUCAUCACUUUGGCCUUUCUGACCAGCCUGCUCCUCCUACUCAUGUACAAAGCCAUGUGGUAUGACCAACUUACCUGCCCAGAGGGUUUCAUCCUUAAGCAGAAGCACUGCACCCCGGCAGCUCUGGAGAUGUACUACACAGAGCAGCAGCAGGAGCCGGGUGUCCGCGGCAGCACCAACGCCGGGCUGUACGCCGCCCUCAGCCACCUCAAUCAGGUCAAGAGGACUGGGCCUGAGCUGCCAUCGCCAUGGUUACCAGUCAUCAGCGCUCUGAAGGAGGCUGAGAUGGCCAAACAAGGCAGCGAGCCACUCAAAGGAGCGCUGGAGGGAGAGGAGUGAAGGUUGCUGAUAGAAAAGCAUGAUGGGAGGUAGCGUAGGUUAUUUUUGUGUGUGUUGGUGUGUGUGUGUUGGUGUGUGUGUGUGUGUGUGUGUGUGUGUGUGUGUGUUCAGGAUGUUUUUUUCUUCCCCCAGACAGUCCACAGAAACCUAUACUGGUGCGUCAGAACCUUAAAUAUGUCUGAAUAUCUGCCAAAAUCUGGAAUCAGCAACGUAAACCACAAGUUUACUCAACUUCAAUCCAGUUAUAUUCUGUUAAUAUUUAAUACAAGUAAAGACCCAGCUGUGGCAGUGUGUGUAUGUGUGAGGAUAUAUAUGUGUGUGUGUGUGGUGACUUGCUGCGGUUAAAGGCAGGAAUGUUAUUAAAGUGUGGGAGAAUGUGCCUGACUUUUACAGUGUUACUGAGUCAUGACUAAACUCUGCCAUCUGCAUUCUGUAUGUGUGUAUACACCCGUGUAGAACAACUGUACACUGUAAAUGCUUACAUACAUAUGAGUGCACAUGUACGUAGAGUAUAUACGCAUCUAUGUGCAGUGUGUGUGUGUGUGUGUGUACGCGUUGUACAAACUGCAUGACUUGCGUACUUGUCUCAGUUCUUGUCUGAGAAAGUUGGAGGUGAGAGAAGAGAAGCAAGGCGAGAGCACGGAGUGAGAAGUGAAGAUAACAGGUUUUAAUGAGAUUACUGCGAGUUUCUCCUCAUCGCUGCACCUCGUUAUCUCGCUGUCUAUUCCAGGGAAUGUAUGAAAUCAUCAGUGAGCGUGCUGACAGCUUAACCAUUAAGACGAGGAACUAUAAUUGACCAUUUUAAGUUUGCUGAAAUGAGUUGAUUUGGCAUCUUAUUAUCUCAAGAGUGCAGCUCUGUUGCACUUGUUUUAAAACAGACUCACAUACUGGCUCUGGAAAAUAUCAAACUAUCAAAAAUCAAAAAUUUAAAUCUCUGGAAGUUUUUUUUUGCAUUCUCAUUAUAGAUAAUUGUGUGUAUAAUUCCAAAAAAGCAAUCAGUUUUAAAUUAAAUGUAUCUAUCUAUAUAAAGUAAAAGGGUUUGAAUACUUUCCGAAGCUGCUGUAAAUCAUUUGAAGACUUAUUACAUAUGAUGUGAACUACUUCCUGUAACGAUGGAUAAAACUUGAGAGCGUUUAAUGUAUUACUACAAAAAAAAAAAUCGACAUUUUAAUGAUGCUGUAUGUUCAUAUGUGCAAACUGACUGUAAAAACUAACCAAUUAUGUUCCAUCCAAGUUUUGUUACUACGUCCUGUUUUUGAUUUAUGUCACUGUAAGUAUUCUGUAACGCUCUUGUACAGGAAAAGAACAUGUACAGUAGAACCACGGAGGUAAUGUAACGCUCAUCAUGACCCUUAUAUGAAUGUAUGAGUAGCUGCAGUAGAUAGGAUUAGUGAUUAUAAUGUACAACCUAAAAGCUUCUUCACGUUUUUCUAUUUAUUUCAUUAACAGACUAUUUAUCUGUGUGA
This is a messenger RNA of Thunnus maccoyii (southern bluefin tuna), 2394 nucleotides long. RefSeq names its product calcyon neuron-specific vesicular protein (gene caly). The transcript has 5 exons. Gene Ontology annotation, biological process: endosomal transport; G protein-coupled dopamine receptor signaling pathway; clathrin coat assembly. Gene Ontology annotation, cellular component: endosome; membrane. Lineage: Eukaryota; Metazoa; Chordata; Actinopteri; Scombriformes; Scombridae. Gene Ontology annotation, molecular function: clathrin light chain binding. The record is from RefSeq and is a predicted model, not a curated record. Bases 329 to 928 code for a protein of 199 amino acids.